CAAAGAUCCAAUCUUUUUUUGAAAGUAUUAAAGCUCUCAAGCUCGUUUCUUCUCAUAAAUAGUACAGAGGGUGAUCUUAUCAAAAAGCUUGAUCAUUUUUUGUUGUUAAGGGUAGCUAUCAAAACCAUAGAGUCCUUUUUUUGCUUUUGUUUGCUUCAAAAACCCUUUAUGGCCGUUUUCGAGCACAUGAUAAGUUUCUUCGUACAGUCAGAGUACAACCUUCUCUCUCUAAGAGUUCUACAGAUGUCAGUCAUCCCUGUCACGGAUUUGGAAGAGUGAGAGAGCGAGAGAAAUGAUGAAAAGUGGGGAGAGAGUGAAGGAGUUUCUUCGACCCUUUGUCGAUUCCAGGGAUUGGGACCUUUGCGUUAUCUGGAAACUCGGCGAUGAUCCUUCUAGGUUUAUUGAAUGGGUGGGAUGCUGUUGCAGUGGUAGUCAUAUUGAUAAGAACAUCAAGCAUGAAAAGGUGGAAGAAGGAAUUGAGAGAAAACAAACGGGUUCUAUAUGCAGAGAUGAACACAACAAGCAUUAUAUUAGAAGCCUAGCUUGUGAAGCUCUAACUCAUUUUCCUCUUUUCAUGCCUCUCUACCCCGGGAUUCAUGGAGAAGUAGUGAUGUCAAAAUCUCCCAAAUGGUUGGUUAAUUCAGGUCCAGGAUCUAAAAAGGACAUAUUCAGCACACGGGUUCUUAUCCCUGUGCGUGAUGGUCUAGUUGAGCUUUUCUCCUUCACAAUGAAACCUGUUGAUGAAAGCAUGGUCGAUAUGAUCAUACGGCGUUGUAACGCUUGCUUUGAACCAUUCCCUGAACAAAAACUGCAAUUUAGGAUCAUUUCUAAAGCAGAAGAGUCUAUGAGUAGCGGUGUGAAUCUCAGCUUUGAGGGAGGCGGCUCAUCAAGCGUUUCCAAUCCCUUAAGUGAAAAUCAGACUCUUUUCGGAAAUCAGAAUGCUCGUUGUGGGGAACAUCUGCCUUGCUUGGUAGUGAACAAGGAAGAAGAUGUCGUGAUGCAAGACACUAUCGACCUCAAAGAUAAUAAGAAGCCUCCAAAGGAAAACUUCAAAUCAAAGAAUCUUCAUUCAGAGAGAAAGAGAAGAGACAGAAUUAAUCAGAGGAUGUAUGCUUUAAGAGCUGUAGUCCCUAGAAUUACAAAGAUGAACAAAAUUGGAAUUUUCAGUGAUGCGGUUGAUUACAUCAAUGAACUGCUAGUGGAGAAGCAGAAACUUGAAGAUGAGCUGAGUGGAAUCAACGAGAUAGAAUGCAGAGAAAUCGCUGCAGAGGAAGAAUCUGCAAUAGCUAAUCCAGAAGCUGAAAAAGUUUCCUCUAAGGUCAACAAGAAAGUGAACGACGAGGUGAAUUUUGAAGUCCACGAGAUUGGUGAGCGAGACUUCUUGAUUCGGGUUGCGCAGGAGCAUAAACGAGAUGGAUUCAAGAGGCUGAUAGAAGCUGUAGAUUCUUGUGGACUUGAGAUCAUCGACGUUAAUUUCACCAGGCUCGAUCUCACGGUCAUGACCGUACUCAAUGUCAAGGCGAACAAAGACGGAAUUUCAGCUGGAAAUCUAAGAGAUUUGCUGCUCAAGAGGAUGAUAGCUUCAAACAAUCCAAAUGCAGAGUCCGUAAAACAGAGUAGUACAUAACCAACAACAAAAACAAAAGUCAAAUGUUUUGUUUGCUUCAGACACAAGUUACUGUUAGGAUUUGAAACUCACAAGCUUUUGGUGACAAAUUUUACAUGUUUGAAACUAUACAUUCUUCGGGGGGUAUUGAAUUUUGAGUUCGUUAAGACCUUC
This is a messenger RNA of Eutrema salsugineum, 1780 nucleotides long. Its product is annotated as transcription factor bHLH90. The record is from RefSeq and is a predicted model, not a curated record. Gene Ontology annotation, cellular component: nucleus. The coding region runs from base 293 to 1627 and encodes 444 amino acids. NCBI's taxonomy places the organism in Eukaryota, Viridiplantae, Streptophyta, Magnoliopsida, Brassicales, Brassicaceae. Gene Ontology annotation, molecular function: sequence-specific DNA binding; DNA-binding transcription factor activity; protein dimerization activity. Gene Ontology annotation, biological process: regulation of DNA-templated transcription. The transcript has 9 exons.